UUUAGCCGCUCGUUUAUAAGGCACUGCGUCCUUCUCUGGUCGUCUUUUGUCCUUCGUUCAGCUAGAUCGCCGCUCGUCGUCCGGAGCGCCAUGUCACGACCGACUUCCAUCACGCUCCCCCCACAUGGGAUCACCAAGGCGGACGCCUACCGCGACGACGACGACGAGGAGCAGCUCGGGCUCGCCAACGAUGCCAACGGGAACGCACCAAACACACCCAGCCUCUGGGGGAUACCCUUGAAGUACAUCUCGCUGGUGACGCUGGCCGUCCAGAACUCGAUGCUCACCAUCAUCAUGCACUACUCGCGCGUGUCGACGCCCGCCUCGCAGGCGUACUCGGCAGGGACCGCAGUCCUCAUGAACGAGAUCCUCAAGGGCGCCAUCUCCUUCCUCUUCGCACUGGCACGCGUCGACGCAGCGCCUGCCCCGCCGUCCCCGUACCUCCUCGACGCCCCGAAGGCACGCGCGCAGCUCGUGCGCAGCGCGUGCAGCCGCCUCAACCGGGUUGCGCGCGAUGUGUUCAGCCCCGACUGCUGGAAGCUCUCCAUUCCGGCGAUCCUGUAUGUUAUCCAAAAUAACCUGCAGUAUGUCGCAGCGACAAAUCUGGAGGCUGCGACCUUCCAGGUCAGCUACCAGAUGAAGAUCCUCACCACUGCCGCCUUCUCCGUUGUGCUCCUCAGGAAAAAGCUCGCGCCCGUACAGUGGCUCGCCCUCGUGUGCCUGGCGAUAGGAGUUGGCAUCGUACAAAUUCAGGCCGGCGCAGGACAUGGAAGCGCAGGGCACGAGAUGAAUCCGACCUGGGGCUUCCUCGCCGUCGCCCUCGCAUGCUUCACCUCCGGACUUGCGGGCGUCUACUUCGAGAUGGUGCUCAAGAAUUCCCCUGGCGACCUCUGGGUGCGCAACGUCCAGCUUUCGCUGUUCUCCCUGCUCCCCGCGCUCGCCCCUAUCAUCGUUUCCGCGCGCGACGCCGACAUGGGCGCCUCCGGCCUCCUCUCCGUCCUCUUCCACAACUUUGGCCCCUGGGCGUGGGCCACGGUCGCGGUGCAGGUCGCCGGCGGGCUCGUCACCGCGAUGGUGAUCAAGUACUCGGACAACAUCCUCAAGGGCUUCGCGACGUCGCUCUCCAUCGUCAUGUCCUUCAUGGCGUCCGUCGCGCUCUUCGACUUCCGCAUGUCCUUCACCUUCGUCCUCGGCUCGUCCGUCGUGCUCGUCGCGACGUGGUUAUACAACCAGCAGCCGCCGCGCGCACGACUGGUCAGCAACACGCACGAGUGCGAGCAGUGGGCGCAAAUGCGGCCCAAGAGCGCGCGGUCACCCGUGGUCGAGAAGAGUCAGCCGUUCGAGAAGCUGCGAGUGCUCUCCACCAGCAGCUCCUUCUCGUCGCUACCAGGCACCCUCGUCCCAACAUCCGGCGCGCCAUCACCAACAGGUUCGCCGUCGGACAACAUGUUCUCGUCAGGGCGGUAGCGUGCGCCUCCUGGAAGGUAGUGCGACCCCUUUCUCGGACCGUAGCCACACCUUGGACUUCACGACCACCUUAUGAUACCUUUCGGAUACCAGUAGAGGGUAUGCCACAUCAUUGUCUAAUACCACGACGUGUUGGUAUCGGUAUCGGCCCCCCAGCCUAAUGUAUCCGCACCGGACACUAAUGACGAUUAAAGUAUUGGACCAAAUAGAAUCAUGUAUAUCUAUACCAGCCACAAUGAAGUGCACACCGCAUUCCUUGUCUUACCAA
This is a messenger RNA of Schizophyllum commune H4-8, 1735 nucleotides long. Its product is annotated as nucleotide-sugar transporter. Bases 91 to 1467 code for a protein of 458 amino acids. NCBI's taxonomy places the organism in Eukaryota, Fungi, Basidiomycota, Agaricomycetes, Agaricales, Schizophyllaceae. Gene Ontology annotation, molecular function: UDP-galactose transmembrane transporter activity. The record is from RefSeq and is a predicted model, not a curated record. The transcript has 3 exons. Gene Ontology annotation, biological process: pyrimidine nucleotide-sugar transmembrane transport. Gene Ontology annotation, cellular component: Golgi membrane.